AUGCUGGGAGCAGAGGUGGAGCUGCAGCAGGUGGACAGUAGUGUGUUUGCUCUGGAGAACGUCUUGAAGAGCUGGCUCCAUGAGCAGGGAGGAGACCGGGAGCACCUGCACCUGCUGCUGCCCAGUAUGGGGGACACACCAGUGUGUAUAAAGUGCGACAUCCAGGAACGCCUCAUAAGCCCUGCCCUCAUCCCCUUGAGCCCAAACCUGGGGGCCAAGACAGAGAGCCCCCGUGACUUCCUCCUCAGCAAGAACUCAGCCACUCAGAGCCCCCUGCCGCAGAGACUCAAGGCCAUCAAGGUGCUGUGUGCUGACGGCGUGUGUGAGAGCCUAAUGUACGGCCUGCCCCUCCUGCUGCGCCCCUCCUGCUGCUGGAGCCUGGACUGGGAUGACAUGGAGUCCAACCAUAAAAUAUUCCAUGGCCUGUGCCACAUACUGCGGGUUAGAUUCACAGUCAUACGUGAACCUGUCUCGGCUGAGAUGGUUGACUUGACUGAGGCGUUGGUGGAUAUGGUGAUUGAGGAUUCCCAGCCCUUUUCCAUUGUGGAGGGAACUGGCUUCCGAAAGCUUGUGAAAGCUUUGGCACCAUCUUGUGUUCUUCCCACGCGGCAGACUUUGAAAGCCAUGGUGGAGAAGAGAUACAGGGAAGCCAAAGACAAGGCCAAAGUGAGCCGGAGCCUGUUCCUCCUGCUGCAGAGUGAGCCCACCCAUAAGACUGCAUCCAGAGCAGCAGGUGUCUUCUCUCACUACAUGCUGCAGGCUUCACCGUCUUUGUCUCUGCUGCUUAAGCCAGUGGUCUCCAGAGAGCUGCUAUUGCCCUGCUCCGUGCCCCCCUGCACCCAGGAGCCCUGCCCCGAAGCAACCAGUACUGUGCAGGCCAGUCUGCAGCAGCUGGAUGAGGAGUCUGUGUUCAACCCUCUGCUCCUCAACAGUAACCUCUAUGUGCAGCUUCGGAGCCAUGGCCUGCUGUUCCAUGGCAGAUACACAUACAAGUACUAA
This is a messenger RNA of Knipowitschia caucasica, 999 nucleotides long. The record is from the annotation of a GenBank genome assembly. Lineage: Eukaryota; Metazoa; Chordata; Actinopteri; Gobiiformes; Gobiidae.